AUGGCAUGGGACCGUUAUGUUGCUGUUUGCCGACCUCUGCAUUAUGCUACUGUGGUGACACUACCACGUUGCAUAAUGCUCAUUGGUGGAGUCUGGGUUGGCACAACUCUCCAUUCCCUGCUCCAUACAGUCCUCAUUGCAAGGCUCACCUUCUGCAGUAGUCGUGAUAUCCCACACUUCUAUUGUGAUGUCUAUCCUUUACUGCAGCUUGCCUGUUCUGACACCUCCCUCAACUAUAUAAUAGCCCUAGUUGAGGGUAGUGCAGACAUCAUCUUGCCUGCUGCUUGUAUUGUCAUCUCCUAUGUCUUCAUUGGAGCUGCAGUAAAUGGAGUCCGAGCUACUGGGGGUUUGCACAAGGCACUUGCCACAUGUGGAUCUCAUUUAGCUGUGGUCAUGCUUUUCUAUGGAACAUUAAUUAUUGUUUAUAUACAGCCCCUAGGUCAGACUGAGGUUCAAGGAAGAAGUGGAGAUCUUGUAGCCUCAAUUAUGUUCUCAGUGGUGGCUCCUACACUGAACCCCUACAUAUAUAGUCUUCAGAACCGUAAAAUUAAAGCAUCUCUGGCACGUAUAUUCAAAGUGAACUGGUUAUAG
This is a messenger RNA of Antechinus flavipes (yellow-footed antechinus), 591 nucleotides long. Its product is annotated as olfactory receptor 1361-like. Bases 1 to 591 code for a protein of 196 amino acids. Gene Ontology annotation, biological process: G protein-coupled receptor signaling pathway. Gene Ontology annotation, molecular function: olfactory receptor activity. The transcript has a single exon. Gene Ontology annotation, cellular component: membrane. The record is from RefSeq and is a predicted model, not a curated record. Lineage: Eukaryota; Metazoa; Chordata; Mammalia; Dasyuromorphia; Dasyuridae.